GAAGAACCAGAAGACCAAGCUCUGCUACAACAAGAACCAGAUCAUAAAUUCUACAUUGCGAUGGAUUUCAACAAAGUAAACAAUUAUCAUUUCCACCAUCCAGAGUACUACCCUAUUGAAGAGAUCGAUCGAUCCCACCAUCUGUACUCACCACAGUUCAAUCAUAUUAGCUUCGCUUUCCCGUCAUCUCCACCACUUAGCCAAGCCAGUGACAUUUUGGAAGGAGAGUUGUGUACCGAACAAACGUUUGCAGGCACGAAGAACUGUUCUGCUGAAUAUUGCGAGUGUACAUACGUUCUUACAGUUGGUAUAGGCGAUGUUGUUGAGAUGAUCGUCGUAGAUGAAGGUUUUGCAUUUGACGCCAGCCAUCCUGUGCAUUUGCAUGGUCAAUAUUUUAGAGUGGUUGGUCAAGGAAAACUAGGGAGUUCAUUAUCGAUUGAAAAGGUGAAAGAAAUGGAUAAAGCCGGUAAGACAUGCUGGGUUUUUUUUUCCAGAUAUCUUUCAUUUUCCACAAAUAACAUAAAAAUAUAAAAUAUAUGUGGGGGA
Anneissia japonica is the source of this 546-nucleotide messenger RNA. RefSeq lists its product as uncharacterized. NCBI's taxonomy places the organism in Eukaryota, Metazoa, Echinodermata, Crinoidea, Comatulida, Comatulidae. The record is from RefSeq and is a predicted model, not a curated record. Bases 61 to 531 code for a protein of 156 amino acids. Gene Ontology annotation, molecular function: oxidoreductase activity; copper ion binding. The transcript has 2 exons.